This is a messenger RNA of Cavenderia fasciculata, 1311 nucleotides long. RefSeq lists its product as uncharacterized. The record is from RefSeq and is a predicted model, not a curated record. The annotation marks the transcript as partial. NCBI's taxonomy places the organism in Eukaryota, Evosea, Eumycetozoa, Acytosteliales, Cavenderiaceae. The transcript is spliced from 6 exons.
AUGCCCCCAUUAAACGGUGGUGAUGACACAGUUCGGGUAUUAAGAAACCACCAUACGAUUAUGAUAUCAUUGGGACAACCCCAUCUGAAGCUUCUAAUUGAGGUUCACUAUCGCACAGUGGUCAUCAUGAAUGGCCCACUUCCAUCCGCAACAGAGACAAGAACAACUCAAUACCCUCUCGAUCGUCUCAUGGUGUUUAGUUUGUCCCGACAAGAACUCGAAAAAGUAAUACCAAAGUAUUACGACAUGAGUGUUCUUUCAAAGAACAAAACAAAUGAAUUAUAUGAAAAAAUGGAAAAUCGGUUGACUUUGCCGAUUCGAUGGGAUUCUCUAAUUGUGGAGGCCAUCAUCUCAAAGGUGAUGGACAUAGACACACGCAAAAGCAGUAAUAGUCCAAGAGAUUAUAAUUCUGCACAAGAUGUCCAAGCAAAAGAGAAAAUCGUCAACAAAAUGCUAUCGAGAACAUUUGCCAAACUCAAGGCAGACGAGAUGGUUGCAAAAUAUCAAAUCCUCCGAUAUGCACUCCUUGACCCAGAUCUGAAUCCAAUUGGCUGUUGCCACUCUUAUAAAACCGCCUUUGCCAACUCCAUUUGCAAUAGUUACUCGGCCGAGGUGGCCGAGACCUGCAAAAGGAUGGUGGAGAGUGCUUUAGACCGUCAAGAUGACCGAAACAUAUUCCACCACGAGUCCAAGUUGGUGUCGGAUCUUCUGGAGGAUAUACUUGCCAAAAUAGAUGAUGGUGAUAUCGGUGAAGGGUACCAAGCUCUCAAACUAAUAUUUUCAUCUCAACCAUUAAAAGAUCAUAAUUUGGAAUGCGAAAAGAAAAGGUCAAAAUUAAAAGAGGAAAGAGAGGCCAAGCAAAAUCAAGAGCCAGCCAUUCCCAAGGAAAAAAAAAAGAAGAAACAGUUUUUGGGUGACAAAAGGCCUGAAAACUUUGAUGAAAUCAAUUUUGAUGGAUCUGUUUAUUCAAUAUCAAAUUUGGCCACAGAUUUAGAGAUUGAUAGCAAAAAUGUAAAGAAAUUAAAGGUUGAAGAACAUAUAUCUGGUGAUUAUUUACAAUCUGAACUCUCAUCAAAGUUGGAAGCGUUGAUCCAAUCAUCAACAUCAAUAAGUGCCUGGAGUGGAGAGGACAAUUCAAUCGAUUUUUCAAAGUUGACAAAAGAUCAAUAUCCAUCUUUAAUGGAUUUUUGUGAAUCAAAUGGAUACAAGUUUCCAAAAGGAUAUGACCCUACAGGAUUGAAAUCCCUCAUGACGUCCGAUUUGGAGACGAUAAAAACUACUCCUUUCGCAUUGAAUAGCUUUGCACCACAA